AUGUCUUCAAUUGUCUUGCCGUCUAGAGGAAAGUGCAUCCAGGUCAUUGACAACAUCCAGUAUUGUCAAUGUCAAUGGUUCUUCCCUCCUAAUUCGAACACCUGCGAGUGUGGACAUGGUAUCCACGCACAUACAGACUAUGUUUCGACGGUCGUCCAUCACUAUCCCAUGAAUCAAUGUGCCGCGUUCGUCCAGCAAACGUCGAUGGAACAACGUUGCACCUGUGGAGUCCGGUUUUGCGAGCACAUCACUAUCAAUAACUCAUAUCGUUUCCCGGAGCCAUGGACUGUUUUGGACUAUUUCAAUCCAGACAGUGAUUCCCCUUCUCCUAGUGCCAUCGCGAGCGAUUAUUCCGAUGAUGCCAACAGUUCAUUCGCCCUGAACACCACGUCCUUUCCUUCCACCGAUUACAACGACACCAUUUCUUUUGGCGACGCAAGGAGCACUCCCUUAAUUCCUGAACCCAUUUAUUCUUCUUAUGCCACCAGCACCUCAUCCACUAUUCACCUCGAUACCACCCAGACCCCGGGAGGCUAUAACUCAGAUGACUACUUUGCUUAG
Desarmillaria tabescens is the source of this 561-nucleotide messenger RNA. RefSeq lists its product as uncharacterized. The record is from RefSeq and is a predicted model, not a curated record. The transcript is spliced from 3 exons. The coding region runs from base 1 to 561 and encodes 186 amino acids. NCBI's taxonomy places the organism in Eukaryota, Fungi, Basidiomycota, Agaricomycetes, Agaricales, Physalacriaceae.